AUUUGCGACGUCAAUCAGUUACCAUUCUGUCGUUAGUAAUCAGUGCUUGACAGAAAUUUCUGUAAAAUGACGCCGUUUAAUGUAGCAAACGUAAUAAACAUGUUAGCUACUACGUUUCAAAUUGCGAGUAUAACACAGACACCUAUAACACCAGUGGAAAUUGAAGUACAUAACGAAAUUAAAAAUAUUUUACAAAAAGCUCAGGACACACGUUCAGUGAUAUUGAUAGAUCAUGAUUACGUGCUUGAUUUUGAAGAUCCGUCGGAGCCACAUUCCACGCAAGUUGUAGAACAUAUUACGCCUGCAGAAGAAGAAGAAGAUGAAGGCAGUUUCGAACCUGAAGAAUGCGUUGUUGAUGAUGAAGGAGGCAUAGUCGACUUCAGUUAUAAGAGAAAAGCUGUGGAGUUUUGGAAAAGUGGAAAAAAGGCCUGUAGAACUUUAAGUGCAGUACAACACAAAUUCCGCAAGGUUAAAUCUUAUCAUCAACUAUACAGGUGGGAGACAAGUUUAGAAAAAGGUGGAACAAAUGCAGAUAAAUUUGCAUUUAUUGCGGAAUAUGUACUGCACAAGUUUCAAGAAGCUUGUGAUAGAAAAUCAAUCAUUCAUGAUAUGAAUUUAAGAUUAUGGGCCUUGGAGGCAAAGGAUCAAGUGGAUCUACCCGAAUUCAGGGCAAGUAAAUGGUGGAUUUGGAAGUUUAAAAAAGUACACGGAAUUGUUUCUCGAAAAAUAACCGCAUUCCGAACGCAAUUUACAUUUAAAGAUCAAGAAAAUAUACAAAAUGUCGCAAAAGAAUUUGUUUCAAAUGUAAAGUCCAAGAUCCCAGCUAUAGGACUAGAAGAAGUUUAUAAUGCAGACGAGAGUGGCUUCAACCUUGAAAUACAUUCUGGGCGAACAUUAGCGAAAUCAGGAGUGAAAAUAAUUGAGGCAGCAGUUCAAAGUAUAUCUUCAACAACACAUAGUUAUACUAUAAUGCCUCUUAUUUCGGCAAGUGGAAAUCUUCUUUCACCACUGUACAUCGUUUUGAAGGAGUCUACAGGAACAUUUGGACCGAGGGUGGAAGAAACUCUAUUUCGUCCAGUUAACAUAUACAUCCAGGCUUCAAAAUCAGGAAAACUCACUGCAGAACAUUUCAAAACUUGGUUCACCGAAGUAUAUCUACCGAAUACUGGCAGUAAAAGUAUGCUUCUACUUGACUCAUGGACGAGACACUGCCCGAGCCAGCUAGAGCAACAUGUACCACAAGGUAAAGAAGUUACAUUUUUAACCAUUCCAAAGAAGACGACGGGUAUCAUUCAGCCUCUAGAUGUCUUUGGAUUCCGAAUUUGGAAAAAUUUUGUGCGAACAUUUUCAGAUAAUGUCAUUCUUCAAGAGGAAGAUAUUAAUUUGCACUCCCGUAAUGAAAUAAUUAAAUUACAAUCAUUAACUCACAAUCAACUAUCUUCACCUAGAUUUAAAAACCUUUUUAAAUAUUCGUGGUUUAAAAGCGGAUAUGUAGAAACGCGUCCCGACCACUUUCAAAACCCUGUAGAAUAUUGUUAUUUUAAAACUGAAAAGCAUGUGCCAAAAUGUAGUAUCUGUGGAAAGGCCGCAUUUAUGCGUUGUGCAUGGUGUGGCGAAUAUUUUUGUUUCAAACAUUUUUACGAAGACUAUCAUUACUGUAGCACAUAUAAUCCGUAAUUUUCAUGUAAAUAUAUGUAAAUAUAUAUAAAAACUAUGUGAUAGUUAUAUAUAAUAAUUGCACACAACUUUCUGUAAUCAUUAUAUAAUUGUUAAAAAUGUAAAAGGUAAAAUAUUUAUAAAGUGUGUAGAGAUGUAUAUAGGUAGAGAAUAGGAAGAUGAAGAAUAGGUAGCAAGCGCGUAGAAUUGUGUGAAUGGAUGCAUGAAUUUUAGAGUAAUAUUGUAAACCAAGACUCCUUCUUGACAAUCUUUUGUAAGCUGAAGAGAAAUAUUGUAUAUCUAUCUAUACAUAUAUCACUGUAAACAAUUA
This is a messenger RNA of Solenopsis invicta (red fire ant), 1987 nucleotides long. RefSeq lists its product as uncharacterized. The record is from RefSeq and is a predicted model, not a curated record. NCBI's taxonomy places the organism in Eukaryota, Metazoa, Arthropoda, Insecta, Hymenoptera, Formicidae. Gene Ontology annotation, cellular component: nucleus. Bases 67 to 1677 code for a protein of 536 amino acids. Gene Ontology annotation, molecular function: zinc ion binding; DNA binding. The transcript has 2 exons.